AACUUUAGCCGGUGACGCAUUGUGUGUUAGGUCUGCUGAUAGGGCAAUUGAGCGAAUAAAACUUUCAAGCUACCUACUUAUGUACGUGGUGCUGCCAUAGUGUGUGAUCCGAGUUUUAAAAGGAAAAAAUAAAAUAGUAUACAUACAUAUGCAUAUGGAUUGGAGGUUCAGGAACGUUCCAUUAAAAGCUGCGAUAACUACAAUUAAAAACUGCGGUUAGCAUAAUACCAGACACGGACUUCAACGCGCCACCAAAGUUGUCAAGAAGGAAAGUUAAAUAACUAGUAAUGGCCACGAGUUCUUCCCAAGCACUUGCUCUUCAGAGAAACUCCAGUGAGCAGAACCGCUUCAUGGAGAAAAUAAUGGCGAAAAUAUUUAGCUUCUACGACGAACAAUCUCUAAUCGAUGUGACAUUCAAAGUUUCAAACCCAACGGCUCUUGUACCCGCGCAUCGUUUGAUACUCGCAGCAGCGAGUCCUUACUUCGAGAACCUUUUCAAUGGCAAUCAAGGCACAAAUCCAGUUAUCGAGAUAAAUGAUAUAGAUAGCGAUAUUUUUGAGCAUCUAAUAACCUUUUGUUACACCGGACAGGCCCUCAUUACCGUUAACAAUCUCGCUGCCAUGCUAAAUGCGGCAAUCGUUUUACAAUUGGACGAUGCCAUAAGCAGUAUUGUAGACUAUCUCAUGGCACAUAUCGAUGAAUACACUUUGCGGGGCGCUUAUACGCUGGAGCGUGAAAUGAAAUGUGAACAUCUUAAGCAGAACAUCAUCGAAUACGAGACCAAGAAUUUCAUAGAGGUCAGCCGAAGCGAUGAGUUUUUGAAUUUUGAUGUAGAAAAAUUGCAACGUAUCUUGGUAUCUGACAAUUUGAACAUAACCCGUGAGGAAGAUGCUUUCGAUGCCAUACAACGCUGGUACAAUUACGAUGUUCCUGCGCGCCAAGAGCAACUGUCACUUUUAAUAGCUUGUCUCCGGCUUACCCAAUUCAAUGUGGCAUUUCUGUUGACACAUAUACUGCCGUUACCUGGAUGUGAGCUACUGGCCUUCAAGGCGUUAUCGUGGAUCAGAGAGCCUACAGCACGGCCAAUGAUAAAUAUGCGAUUUACAAAACCACGUGUGGCCAGUACAACAAAUGGUGGUGAGAAAACAAUCCUAGCAGUUUUCUUAGAUACCUCAGAGCUGAAUCCCAAGCUGCUGCAAUAUAAAAAAACUGAAGAUAAGUGGCAGGAAUAUGCGAGUAUAAAAAUCGAUUACGAAUGGUACAGAACUAUUUUAAAGGAUGAUAAUUUAUUAUUUAUUGGCGGGUAUAAAAGUGGUGCCCCACUUAAGGUCGUCCGCAGCUGGAAUAUACGAAAUAAAACAUGGCAAAAUUUACCCGCCAUGAUCCAAGCACGAUGGGGGCACUGUGUUGUCAAAUUAGAUAACAAAAUCUACGCGAUUGGUGGUUAUGAUGGUAGUAAUGCUUUGUCGUCGGUGGAAAGAUAUACGACUUCCGAUGGUUGGAAUUUCGUGAAUAGAUUGAUUGUUGGACGAUAUGACGCAGGUGCCGUGACAUUAAAUGGUAAAAUUUAUAUAAUGGGCGGUUGUAAGAGCCCUGGGCCAUUAAAUGAAUUAAAAUCCGUCGAAUGCUACAAUCCGGAUUCGAAUACUUGGACUUCUUGCGCGGAUAUGACAAAAUGUCACCGUUCACCUGGUGUAACUGUACAUAAAGGUCACAUCUAUGUUUUGGGCAAUGGGGAUAAGUGCAGACCUGUUGAACGAUACGAUCCUCGGCAAGACACAUGGUCACAGAUUUGCUCUUUGGAAGUUUGCGAUGAUUAUAUAGCUUGCGUAUCACUAGACAAUAAAUUAAGGGCUAUUGGUGGCGAGACUAAUUCUACUAAGAAGUCAUGUGUAUCAGUCUUUGAUGAAGAAAAUUCGUGUUGGAUACAAAAGUGCUCAUUACCCAGAAGUGAUGUGUAUAACUGCUUUGUUGUGCAAGAAUGCUUGCUGUCGUCGAUGUGAAUAAAUAAUGUAAUUAUUGUUCCGUUUUAACAAAUUAUUUUAUAAUAAAUUUACUUAUAAAAAUAAUAUAAAACUUCACUAAUGUCAUACAAAAAUAAUUAAUUUGGAAGCAGGGGAUGGUGCUAAGCGCGCUUGAACUGAAAGUUAGGAAUCCGUAAUAUGAGACACAUUCUAAAACCAGUUGAAUCCACCAGUUUGACGACCACUGGUGUAAUAAAUAUGUAUUUGCAUAGAUA
Messenger RNA from Bactrocera dorsalis (oriental fruit fly), 2239 nucleotides. Its product is annotated as kelch-like protein 17. Gene Ontology annotation, molecular function: protein binding. Bases 288 to 2003 code for a protein of 571 amino acids. The record is from RefSeq and is a predicted model, not a curated record. NCBI's taxonomy places the organism in Eukaryota, Metazoa, Arthropoda, Insecta, Diptera, Tephritidae. The transcript is spliced from 9 exons.